GAAAAAUAUGAUAGUGACAAUUGUUUCAUACAGCCAAGAAUUCACCAUGGAAAUCGGAGAACAAGAAUCUGUGUUGGACAUCAAGAAACGAUUAGGACAGUUUCUUCAGAUCCCAACAUCUUCUUUAACUCUCUUUGUCUCUUGUUGGGAACUCCUCGACGGCCUCGACGUCGAAGAUUACCCAAUUAUCUCUCACGGCACCAGAAUCGACCUCACCGUAACUCCCCUUUUCACCGUACCUUCUUUUACAGACUCCGCCGUUAAAAAAAUCCAUGUCACCGUCAAGUUCCCGUCAAAACAGUUCACAAUCGAAGUAGACAGAACCGAAACGGUAAGUAGCUUGAAGGACAAGAUUCACAUUGUGGAGAAUACACCUAUAAAGCGAAUGCAGUUAUACUUCUCCGGGAUCGAACUAGCCGACGAUUUUCGAAACCUAAACGAAUACGGAAUCGGAGAGUUCUCGGAGAUUGUCGUAUUUCUCAAGGCAAUCAACCGAGCGAAAGACGUUGCUCCGGUGAGGAAACUCUGUUUCUUGGUGCAGACGUCAUCGAGUUUAUUCAACGGUGCGAGGAUACCUGUGGAGAUUAAGGACUCUUGCACCAUCUCGGAGAUGAGAGAAGGGUUACAAGCGAACAAGACGUUGCCACGAGACGAGUAUAUAUUCGUGCACAAGCAACGGAUUAUGCGAGAGAACUGUAGUCUUCGGUGGCAUGGUGUUGAAAAUGGUGAGACUCUUUUUGUGUUCAAAGGGUCUAUUAGUCGUGGUGGUUACUGAGAUUUGCAAAAUUUAAGCUUCUUAUUCGAGUUUUUUUUUGUUAUAAAUAAUAGUAAGUCACUCUCAAGUCUCAAGAACUCAUGACGUUAUGGGACUGAUGGUGGGUAUUGUAUAGAAAUUUAUGGGAGGGAACUAUAUGGAUUAUGCAUUUUCAUAUUUGU
Thlaspi arvense is the source of this 936-nucleotide messenger RNA. The record is from the annotation of a GenBank genome assembly. Lineage: Eukaryota; Viridiplantae; Streptophyta; Magnoliopsida; Brassicales; Brassicaceae.